Molecule: messenger RNA, 2457 nt
Organism: Brassica rapa (field mustard)
Lineage: Eukaryota; Viridiplantae; Streptophyta; Magnoliopsida; Brassicales; Brassicaceae
Molecular function (GO): zinc ion binding; nucleic acid binding
Source: RefSeq, a predicted model, not a curated record
AUGGAUCUGGUUAUUAUUGUUUCCGGUAACUGGAUUAAGAAAAACAAAUAUGUAUUCAACGCUGAUAGUAGAGGGUGUAGAGUUCUCCAUUUAGAUGAGAACUCUACACAUGAAGCCUUCGCAAAGUCUGUUCUCGAUGAUUACGGAUUGAAUGAAAUGAGUGAUCAUAUUCAGCUAAGCUACAUGUUCUCGAAUAAAUCAUUGAAAACAAUGGCGCACGACACUCCACCAGUGUACGUGUCCAAUACUCGGCAGUUGCAAGGUUUUGUAGCCCUAAAGAAAAUCGAACAACUAUGUCUUUGUGUUGAGAUUACGGAGAACAAGGACGACAGAGUGUUGGGGUCAAAAUCGUGCGAAUUUCGGUUCCCACACAGAGCAAGAGAGAAGACUAAAACAAACUUCAGUUUUAGCUCAGAAGUAGAAGCGUCAGAAGUAGAAGCGUCAGAAGUAGAAGCGUCAGAAGUAGAAGCGUCAGAAGUUGAGUCCAGAGACGAUAAUUACAGUGGGAGUUACGAUGGUUGCAGUUCGGAGAAGGAAGAAGAGUACAAUGAGAUUGAUUGCUCUAGUAUUGUGGAAGGAGAAAAUCAGAACGUAGGCGGAGAAGAUGAAACAGGCAAAGAAAACAAAGAAGACGAUGAAUUUGAUAGCCGAUUUGAUAUGUUCGACGACUCGGACGGUGCGUCAUCUGAAGAUGAUAACUUCAGCUCAUACGGUGAGUCUCCUUUAGAAGACGAAGAGUCACCAACGAUACCUCCCAAGAAGAUAUAUCAGAACUUCUCGAUGAGCGGGUCUAAAGAGAGUGAGGAGGUUCUUCCAAGGUUGGAGAUGUCGUCGUUAAAUCUUGCGGUAGGGCAACGAUACGAGAGUAAAGCCGAUUUGGAGAGACGACUGAAACUUCUUACAGUGAAGGAUCGAUUUGAUUAUGAUGUAGACAUAUCAACCCGAACAUUAUUCAUUGUUAAGUGUUGGGUUGAUGGAUGUAUCUGGAGGGUUCGUGCUUCUACCAAAGGGGAAUCCCUGGCGUUCUAUGUUUGUAUUUACGAAUCGAAUCAUACAUGUUCUACAACUGAGCGUUCUAAUCGAUGUCGAAAUGCAACACCAGAUAUUUUAGGAGAGUUGUACAAGAACUUUCUCGGCGACGUUGGUCCGGCCGUUCGCCCUACGAGUGUUGGAAUAGCUAUCACUAAGCAGUUUGGUGUAAAGAUGAAAUAUUGGAAAUCUUACCGGACGCUGAAAUUUUCAAGGGAAAUCGUUCAGGGAACACCUGAGAGUGGGUUUGAACGCUUGCCUUCUUACUUAUACAUGAUAAUAAGGGAAAAUCCGAGUACAGUUGCGCGUCUUCAAAUCGAUGAGAAUGGAAAAUUCAUGUAUGUGUUUCUUGCGUUUGGUGCGAGCGUAAAUGGGUUUCCUUUCAUGCGCAAAGUUGUGGUUGUCGACGGUACGUUUCUUAAUGGUAGAUACAAAGGGAUGCUUCUCACAGCACUAGCUCAGGAUGGUAACUUUCAGAUUUUUCCAAUAGCCUUCGCAGUGGUUGACACUGAAAAUGAUGAUUCCUGGCAUUGGUUUUUUACGCAACUAAAACUUUUGAUUCCUGACGACGAGGGUCUUGCGAUAAUCUCGGAUAGGCAUAACUCGAUUGGGAAAGCAAUUACAAAUGUGUAUCCGCUUGCUUCUCGUGGAAUUUGCACGUACCAUCUAUAUAAGAAUAUACUGGGACGGUACAAAGGAAAAGAUGCAUUUCGUCUGGUGAAGAAAGCGGCGAGAUGUUUUAGGAUGUCUGACUUUACUCAGAUUUUCGAGGAGAUUGAAGCGAUUAAUCCAGCACUCCACGGCUACCUCCAAAGGGCUGAUGUCCGAUUGUGGACGCGUGUUCAUUUCCCGGGCGAGAGGUACAAUUUGAUGACUACAAACAUAGCGGAAUCAAUGAACAGAGCAUUGUCGAAUGCUAGAGGUCUUAACAUUGUUCGGAUAUUAGAAUCGAUACGGGGUCGUGUAACUGCCGCCAGAGAUUUGGCGGUACAGAGGAUUGAUGAUCAUCACACUGAAGUUAAAUAUGGAUCUUCCGGCAAGUCUUUGCAUGUUGUUAAUUUGGUAGAGCGAAAGUGCACAUGUCGCCGUUUCGAACUCGAGAAAUUACCAUGUGUACACGCAAUCUCAGCGGCGGAGUACAGGAAUGUUUCUCGUAUAUCCCUGUGCAGUCCUUACUAUACCAGCAAUUAUUUGGUUAGCGCAUACGCUGAAUCGGUCAUGCCAGUUGAUUCAGCGCAACCUGUUCCAGAACUCGUGGCUAACCAACGCUGCUUGCCCCCGACUGUACGUCAACCACCAGGCAGACCGAAGAAAAAUAGGAUGAAAUCUGCUUUAGAAGUUGCACUAUCAAACAAACGUCCUAGGAAAGAGCACACAUGUUCUCGAUGUAGAAAGAGUGGUCAUAAUGCGAAAACUUGUCCGAUGUAA